Molecule: messenger RNA, 246 nt
Organism: Adineta steineri
Lineage: Eukaryota; Metazoa; Rotifera; Eurotatoria; Adinetida; Adinetidae
Source: the annotation of a GenBank genome assembly
AUGGGUGGCCUAUCCUCUCGUGGUCUUGGUGGUGGUUAUGAUCCAUUAUUAGGCGGUGGCUAUGGCGGUGGCAGUUAUAUCGAUCCGUAUGGUGGAUACGGCGGAUUAGGUGAUUAUUACUACACCUAUGUUAAUACUCCUAUACCAGUAGCUCCCGCUCGUCGCCGCCGUAAGCGAAGAUGUUGCCAGCCUUUAUGUUGUGGUGGAUGGGGUGGAUGGGGUGGAUGGGGUGGAUGUAGAUGUUAA